AUGCAGAACGGCAUGGGGCAGCCCGCUGCCCAGGCGCAGCUGCUGAGCGCGCAGCAGCAACAGCUGCUGCAGCAGCUCAUGGCCGCGCAGCAGCGGCAGGGGGCCAUGCAGGGCGGUGCACAGGGGUCGAUGCCGCUCGUUGCAACCCCCGUGCAGCUUCUGCAGCAACCAGGCAUGGUCCAGCAGCAGCAGCAGCAGCAGGCGGGGGGCCAGCGCGCGCAGCAGGCGCUGACACCACAGCAGCAGCAACAGCAGCAGCAUGCCAUGGCAAUGCUCCUUCAGCAGCGGCUUGCACAACAACAGCAGCUGCAGCAGCAACAGCAGCAGCAAGGCCAGCAGAUGCAGGCGAUGGCACAGCAACACCAGCUGCAACAGCAGCAACAGCAGCUACAGCAGCAGCAAGCGGCGGCGGCAGUAGCCGGCCAGAGAGCACAACAGCCGCAGCAGCCCCGCGCCGCGGCCGCGAGCCCCCCCGGCGCCCCGCGCCCGCCGGCCGGCCUCGUCCCGCUGCCCGUCGCCGCGGUCCCCCAGGGCCUGCUGCCGCAGCAGCGCGCGGCCGCGCAGCAGGCGGCGCAAAAGGAGCGUCUCGUGGCGGAGGCCGUCGCGGCGGAGGCGGCGCGCCAGCGGUCGCAGGCCGAGGCCACGCUCGGCCCCGCCCAGGCGGCGCUCGCGUCUGAGGGCAUAACGAUGAAGCCUGGCGCCGUGAUGACGGCGGCGCAGUGCACCACGUUGCGGGCCCAGAUCAUGAAGUUCAAGGGGCUGCGCAAGGCGGGCGCCGCCGGCGCCGCCGCCGACCCCACGGCGGUCGAGGCGCAGCUCGCCGAGCUGCGGCCGGCGCCGCUGCCGCCGCAGGUGGCGCGGCUGGCGCCGGUGCAGAGGAUCCUGGGGGGCGUGCUGGACCAGGCCGGGCUGUCGGAGGCGAGUUUGAACGCGGCGGCCGCGUUUGAUCGGCAGGUGCAGGCGCAGGCGCAGCUGCAGGCGCUCGCAGUGCAGGCGCAGCUGCAGCAGGCGCAGCAGCAGGCAGCGGCGCAGGCGGCGGCGGCGGCGCAGCAGGCGGCGGCGCAGCAGGCAGCGGCGGCGGCGGCGGCCGCCGCGCAGCAGCAGCAGCCGCCGACGGGCCCGAAAAAGCGGGGGCCAAAGCCCAAGGCGGAGAAAGAGCGCCUGGCAGCACUGGCGGCGGCGCAGAGCCAGCAGGCGGCCGCGGCGGCGGCCGUCGCGGCCGCGGGGCGGCAGGCGUCCCUGCAGCUCCAGGAGCAGGCAUCGGAGCCGCGGGAGCCGGCCGUGCCCACGCUGCCGCCGCAGACACCCAAGCAGGCGCCCGCGCCGGCGCCCGUGACGCAGGUCCCGCUGGACCCGUCCGCGCGCGACCCGCGGCCGAUGGUGACGCUGCUGGCGCCGACGGACCAGCAGAUCAUGCAGCAGCUGCAGGGCAAGACCAUGCUGGGCAUGCCGGCCGACCUGCCCAAGCUGCUGGCGGGCGAGCUGGCGCGGCGCCUGGCGCAGCGGCAGGAGGAGGUCGCGGCGCAGCUGGACGCAGCGCUCGCGGGCGGCGGCGCCACGCACGGCUUUCACAGGGACUCGGAGGGCCGCCCCGGCCGCGGCGCGCUGCAGCUGGCGCGCCGCAAGCUGCGGCUGCUGUCCUAUCAGCGCAGCCUGCGCGACGCCGUCGAGAUCGAGGCUGACGAGCUGGCGCGCGCGCGCGCCACCGCGCGGCCCAUGUACCUGCAGCUGGGGAGCUGGGGUGAAGGGUGUGGGCGCGGCAGGCGCGCGGGGCGGGCCGCGGAGGACGCGUGGUCGGGCGCGAGGGCGUGCACGGGUGCGGCUGUUUGCCUGGAGUGA
Molecule: messenger RNA, 1839 nt
Organism: Monoraphidium neglectum
Lineage: Eukaryota; Viridiplantae; Chlorophyta; Chlorophyceae; Sphaeropleales; Selenastraceae
Exons: 6
Coding region: 1-1839 (612 amino acids)
Source: RefSeq, a predicted model, not a curated record